Molecule: messenger RNA, 4781 nt
Organism: Argiope bruennichi
Lineage: Eukaryota; Metazoa; Arthropoda; Arachnida; Araneae; Araneidae
Gene: babo
Product: TGF-beta receptor type-1-like
Exons: 9
Coding region: 235-1764 (509 amino acids)
Biological process (GO): activin receptor signaling pathway; nervous system development; cellular response to growth factor stimulus
Cellular component (GO): activin receptor complex; plasma membrane
Molecular function (GO): activin binding; ATP binding; activin receptor activity, type I
Source: RefSeq, a predicted model, not a curated record
GCCUGCUGUUCCUGACCAACACAGCAUUUCUAUAUAUGCGCUAUUUAGACAUAACCACUGUGUAUGUGUGUGUUCUUAUUGUAGACACAGAUAAAAUUUAUAAUUUGGCUUGCGAUUGUUCGAUAAGAGGUUUAAAUGUAAAAUUUUUCUGGAAUAAAUGAUUGCUUUUGUCAAAUGUGCAGUUUUCAUCUAUCUACGAUAUCGCGUAGAUUUCUUUAGCCAUAAUUUAUUAUAAUGAUAUAUUUUGUCAUUAGUAUUCUUACCUUGGUCUUAUGGAAAAGUAACGGAACUGAUGCUUUAAAAUGUUACUGCGAUAUAUGUGGAAAAGCUGCUAAUCAUACAUGUGAAACAGAUGGACUCUGUUUCACGUCCACUUCCAAGGAGGAUAAUGGAGUCAUUACACAUUCUUACAGAUGUUUCACGAAAAAAGACCUCCAGCCUCCUGAACACCCUCUGUUUUGUCAUUACUCGGAGAAUAUGAAAUCCAAAACUUUAUUUGUUAUAAAAUGUUGUCAUGGCUAUGAUUAUUGCAAUCUUGAUUUGACACCUACCUUGGCUCCUCCAACUUCAGUGAUGGGGAGCGAUAUGAUGGACAAAGAUACUAGACUAGGUACUCUCGAACUAGCAUUUGUUGUAGCUGCUCCUAUUUGUGCUCUCUGUAUUGCUGGUGUAAUUAUGUGGGGCAUUUGGCAGCUAAAACAAAAGCAUCGAAGGUAUCAAGUUGAUAGUGAAAAUUCAUUAGAAAGUUGUGAACCAAUGUUGCCCCCUGAUCAUUCCAUUAAGGACAUGAUAGACAUGACGACUUCAGGCUCGGGAUCAGGUACAGGACUUCCUCUGCUUGUUCAAAGAAGUAUAGCUAGACAAAUACAACUUGUAGAAAUAAUAGGCAAGGGUCGUUUUGGAGAAGUAUGGAGAGGACGCUGGCGUGGUCAACCAGUUGCAGUGAAAAUAUUUUCAUCUAGAGAUGAACGAUCAUGGUUUAGAGAAGUGGAAAUAUAUCAAACAGUGAUGCUUCGGCAUAGCAAUAUAUUAGGAUUCAUAGCAGCUGACAAUAAAGACAAUGGAACCUGGACUCAGUUGUGGCUUAUUACUGAUUACCAUGAAAAUGGAUCACUCUUUGACUAUCUGAAUAAGUGUACUGUUGAUACUGCAGGAAUGUGCAAAAUGGCCUAUUCUAUUGCUAAUGGAUUAGCACAUUUGCAUAUGGAGAUCCUUGGUACACAAGGUAAACCUGCUAUUGCUCAUAGAGACCUGAAAAGUAAAAACAUUUUGGUUAAAAACAAAGGGUCCUGUGCUAUAGCUGAUUUAGGUUUGGCUGUGAGAUUUGAUUCUAUCUCUAACUCAGUUGACAUUCCACCAAACCCGAGAGUUGGAACAAAACGCUAUUUAGCACCUGAAGUUUUGGAUGAAACUAUAAACACCAAUCACUUUGAUUCUUUUAAAAGAGCAGAUAUCUAUGCAUUUGGAUUAGUUCUUUGGGAAAUUGGACGACGAUGUGACAUCGGAGGAAUACAUGAAGAGUACCAAUUACCAUAUUAUGACAUGGUACCUUCAGAUCCCAGCAUUGAUGAAAUGAAGAAAGUUGUCUGCUUUGAUAAGCAGAGACCUCCAAUACCAAACAGGUGGCAGUCUUGCGAGGCUCUGAGAGUGAUUUCUAAAGUUAUGAAAGAGUGCUGGUACCAUAAUUCUGCAGCUCGUUUAACUGCUCUUCGCAUAAAGAAAACUCUGGCUAACCUUGGUGCUCAAGAAGACUUGAAAAUUUAAGAAAACAAAAAUCAUUUAGUCUUUGUUCUUGAUGUAGUGAAUGAUAUUGAUGUUAUGAUUGCAACCAGGUGCCUGGAAUUCCUCAAUUAGAUUGUGCAUGUACAAAGGUCUAAUUUAUGUUCUUUAAACUCUCUCUCAGAGACAGAAGUGAAAGUUUAUGAGCAAUCUCGUAUUUCCAGCAUUUGUUAUUCAUCCUGUGAAUCUAUAGACAUCUUGUCUAUGUAAUGUCUUUUGUAGAUUUUAUUCACAUAACUUUUUUUAAUAUAUGUAUAGUAGAAGACGAGAUAUGUAAUAUAUGGUAUAAAUUAUUUUUAGGUAUCAGUAUCAUUUGAGUUCCAUUAUUAGAUUUUUUUUUUUUAAUUCUAAAAAGUUCAUCAAAAUAAAUUUUCAAUUUCACAAUUUUGUUCAUCAAUUUUUUUAAAAAAAUUGACUUUGCAUUAAUGGAAUUUUUAUUGUUAUUAGAAUCAUCAUGUGUGAUAGGACAUGGGUAUUACUUUUUGUAUGCAAAUGCCUGAUCUUUUCUUUCAAAUAUGUGAUGAGAAUUUUAUGACAUGCGUGGUGCUCACCUUGUAAAAGCCGUCCGAAGAGGCAUGCUUUGAAAGCUACUCUUUCUGUGCUAAUAUUGCAGUGUAAAUUUUUUAUUGAAUUGCAUAAGUUCUGUGUACAUAAUAUUGCAUUCAUUUUUGGUCUGUUUGUCAAAUUUAUAAAGGCUUUGUGCAAUGCAUUGCAGUUGUUUAGAAAAAAAAAAGUUUUAAUUAUAAAAAAAAAUGACACAAUGGUGAGAUUUGUGAUUUUUUACGUAUCAAAAAGAUGUUCAGAUUAUGAAUAGCCAAAAUUUCAAUCAUUCAUUGUUAUUGGUAUUCAUUGAAAUAUGGAGGAUGUUAUUGUAUAUAAGAGAGAAAAAGUGACAUCAGGGAUGUCAGUUUUAGUAUUUAAUUAUGUAUUUUUCAUUUAAUUAUUGAUUUUAAACAAAUUUAAUGGAAGUUUUUUUAAUUAAGUUAUUAAAUGGCAUUUAUUUAAAUCUUGUUGAUUGUUAACAAAUGAAUUUGUUAUCCAUAAUGUUUCUUUGUGUUAGUUUUUCUUUUUUUUUUUAUGUGGAUCCUUUUCUUGUGUAUGAUUGUCUUUUAUUAUACAAAAUAAUUCUGUAACUAAAAAUAAAAAUAUUCUUUCACAUUAAGAAAAUUUAAUCUGCUUUGCUAAAGCUAAGAUUAUUGCAUUUUCUCCUAUAUUCUUAUGAUUAUUUGAAGUGCAUGCUAAGCAAUCUUUCUCUCUAUGUAUAUGUAUAGUUGGAAGUGUUUCAAUUGGUGCACAUUAUCAAAUAAUGGCAGGGAUACAAGAAACUGAUGUAUAGACAUUGUCUUGAUAAUUUAUGUAUAUAAAACUAUGUUUUAUUAAUUGAUUGCAAUUUGUUUCUCGAAAUUCAUAAUGAAUUAAACAGCACUUUAUCUGUUUCUAAGGAUCAGUAUUAUGUUACAAGAGAUUUUUAAAGGUACUUUAAUGCCACCGGAACUAUAUUUUAAUGUCAUAUUACUAGUAUAUCUGUAGGUAGAAGAUGUUCUUAUUUUCAUUUUCUUGACAAUAACCCAGUUUCAAACGAAAGUUUACUGCCCUGUUUGCUGUUUAUAAUACCAGGACCUCAGAUAAACAUUUAGCAAUAUAAACUUUCUGAAUAGUGUUUAGCAUACUUAAUUAACAAGUGUUCUUAAUUUUGUUUUAUUUUUAAACUAAUAAUCACAUUUCUAAAUGUGUGCAUUUACUUGAAAUCAGAACACAAAAUAAUUUUUUAUGGUAGUGCUGCUAAAAACUGGUGAAUCAAAAAAGAAAAACUAAAGUGCUCUGACAGAGAAAAUUUAUUUCCUCAUAUAGUGGAGUACAAUUAGAUCAAGGAGCCUUGUUUUUCACUUUAGCAUUUUUAUUGUCUAUUUUUUUCAUGGUAAGACAAUAUUUUGUGUAAAGUUUAGAUAUUUAAUUAAAUAAAACUCUGUCAGGGGAUAUGAAUUGAAUUAGUUUAGCAAAUAAAUAAGUAGUAGUUGUUUUAUCUUUUAAUACAUGAAUCAAAGUUAUUUUAUAAUUUUAUUUUUGUAUGAAAAUGGGCAAAUUUGGAUGAAUCUUGACUGUUUGACGAACAAAAAUAAGCUUUAGCUUGAUGUGAAAUAUUUCACUUAGUUUUAGGAAAGUACUUAUUUGAAGAUAUGAUUGUUUAUUAUUGAGUUUUAAGAAGGUGCACUGUUUAUUCCUUUCAAAAUACAAAUAAGAGCACUAUAAGUACAAAUAAGUAAAUACAUAUUUACUUUUCUGUUGCACUCAAUGCACAUUUUGUAGCCUGAUUAUGUUGAAUACCUCUGCAUUUUCAUUAUUUUUAGAAAACUUAAUCAUAGACAUGGCUUCAAACAAUCUAAAUAAUCUGUAUAGUUCCUUAGAUUGUUCAAAUGCAAAAUCUGUUUUUAAAAAAAGUAUAAAUUUAAAAAAUCAAAUUGAAACCCAUUGGUAUCUUAUUGGAGCUUAUAUUUUUAAAAAAUUUACAAGUAAAAAUAAAUAAAAUUAAGAGUAUAAAUAUUAACAAUCAGGAACAUAAACAGUUAUAUAGAUUUUUUUUUUCAUUUUAUUUUGCUUAUUCUUCAUGUUACUUCAUGAACAAAUUUUGUUGAGAAUGCAAACACGUCAAACAGAUUGUAGUUUCAUCCAGAUAUGCAUAUUUUUCAAGAUAUGGCUGACUAUGUAUUCAUGUUUUCUUAAAAGAUGUGUAAAGUACAUUAUAUCUGUCAUAUCUAGAGUUCCUGUAGAUAUCAGAAUUCACUAAGUGUACAAUAUUAUGAAAUGAAUUGUGCAAAAUAUUAAUUAUUUAUAAUUUUAUCACUAAUUUUACUAGUAAAAAAAAAAGUCCAUUCUUAAAGGUGCUACUCUUGUAAAUUACCUUUUGUUUUUUUUAAAAAGAAAAAUUCAAGAAUUGCUUUUUCUGCAUUCCAUUAUCACUCAAUCCAUACAGUUCCAUUCAACUCACUUAUUUGAUGCAUUAA